This is a messenger RNA of Dothidotthia symphoricarpi CBS 119687, 1653 nucleotides long. RefSeq names its product DAO-domain-containing protein. The transcript has a single exon. Gene Ontology annotation, cellular component: cytoplasm. NCBI's taxonomy places the organism in Eukaryota, Fungi, Ascomycota, Dothideomycetes, Pleosporales, Dothidotthiaceae. The coding region runs from base 1 to 1653 and encodes 550 amino acids. Gene Ontology annotation, molecular function: 2 iron, 2 sulfur cluster binding; oxidoreductase activity. The record is from RefSeq and is a predicted model, not a curated record.
AUGUCCGAACCCCAACAUUUCAUGUACACCAGCGGAGAGACCGACCCAGUCUGGAUUCACACCACGCCCUACAAGAGCCUGCCCAGAUUUUCCAAACUCGACCGGGAUCUUGAGACAGAUGUUUGCAUUGUUGGCGCUGGUAUCUCUGGAAUUUCAAUUGCAUACGAGCUCGUGACCCGCGGUCGCAAUGUCGUCUUGAUUGAGGGUCGCGAGGUCCUUUCGGGCGAGACGGGCCGUACGUCUGGUCACCUAGCUAGUGACCUCGAUGAUGGCUAUCCUGACAUUGCGAAAAAGCACGGUGACAAGGGCGCAAAGGCUGCAGCUGAGUCGCAUCAAUGGGCGCUUAACCGCGUUGGCGAGAUCUCCAAGCAGCUGGGUAUCGAGUGCGAGUACCGUCAGCUCCCAGGCUACGACUUCUCGCAGUAUCCGAAAGGAACAAAGGAGCAUGCGGACGAUGUCAAGACUCUCAUUGAAGAGGGCCGAAAAGCAAAAGAGCUAGGACUUAUGACAGAAUACAGGGAAGGCUUCAAGCUCAAGGGCUGGGAAGGUAACAUCGAUCAGAGUGAUGCCGUCAUCUACAGCAACCAAGCCACUUUCCACCCAACAAAGUACUGUGCCGGUGUCCUUGAGUUCCUCAGGAAUCAACCGAACUUCUCGUGCUACACCAACACACGAUGCAUUGACGUGCAGGAGAAGGGGAUUGAGAUUCUGGGUAUGGGAUCGAAGGAUGUAUAUGUCAAGACUAUAGACGGCCACACAAUCAAGUGUGCCGACGCUGUUGAAGCCACCUGCGUCCCUCUCCAGAAGCUGUCAGUUGUCGCACAAGAGGAAUCUUACCGCACAUACUGUAUUGCAAUCCGGGUGCCCAAGGGCUCCGUCGAAGACGCUCUUUUCUACGACUCCGCCGAGAUGUACAAGUACGUCCGCCUGACCGAGUGCGACGAACAACAUGACUACAUGGUGGUUGGUGGCGGCGACCACAAAGUAGGCCAGAGCGACACAAAGGCACCAUUUGUAGAGUUGGAGGAAUGGACGCGUGCUCGCUUCCCCCAAGCUACGUCCAUCGACUACAAGUGGAGCGGACAAGUCUUCGAGCCCGUAGAUCUGAUGGCCUUUAUCGGCCUGAACCAAGGCUGCAAACACAUCUACAUUGUAACAGGUGACUCAGGUAACGGCCUCACGCACGGCGUGCUAGCAGGAAAGCUCAUCGCGGACGGCAUCACAGGCGAAGCAAACCCAUGGGCCUCUGCUUACGACCCCAAGCGCAUUGUUUCCAUGCUGAAAUCGCUGCCCGCGCUGGUCUCGCACGACGUGCAGAUCAACUCGCAGUACAAGCGCUUUCUGCAAUCCGACAUCAAGGAUAUUGAGGAUCUGGUUCCAGGUGAAGGUGGUGUUCUCAACUCGGCGACUCACAAGCCGUUGGCGGUGUACAAGGACGACGGCGGUCAGGUGCACAAGUUCAGUGCCUUGUGUCCCCAUCUGAAGGGUGUGGUGUGCUGGAACUCGACGGAGAAGAGCUGGGAUUGCCCCGUACAUGGGAGUAGGUUUAGCAAGGAUGGCGUGCAGCUUUGUGGGCCGAGUAAGAUGGGAUUGGAGCCGGCGAAUGAGAGUGGUGAGGCGAUGCAGAAGCAGGCGCUUACGGGUGCGUCGUAG